AUGUCCCUCACACUAAAGCUCUCCUCGCUGGCUAUCCGCACUCUCUCAAAGCCGAUCGCCAAUCAAAUCAAAGCACAAGCCCGCGAACAUGAACGUUUCCGACGAAUCUGCAUCGGCAUGGCGCAAUCUCUUCACCGGCUCGACAUGCGUCUCCGUCUAGGUACCCUCCGCGACAAUGCCGCCUCACAAAGACAAGCCGCCGCCGAGGCCGAAUUGCGAAAACACAAACCGACCUCUCCGACGGCGAAAACGCACGCCGAGGCCAGAGCUGAAGAAGAAGCCGCCGCGAAGGCUAAAGCCGCCGCCGAAGAAGCCGCGAACCCUCGAAAACCCCACAUAAGGCCUCUGUCGGAGUCCAAAGCCAUCGAGUCGGGUGCGACAUUUAUCAGCGAAUCGUUCCUGUUUCUGGUGGCGGGUGGUUUGAUCGUCUUCGAAUCGUGGAGGUCACGGAGGAAGGAAACUACGCGCAGAGAAGACGUCGAGUCUCGGUUAGCUGAGCUGGAACAAUCGGAGAAGGCCGCUCGGCAGGCCUUGGUGGCCUUGGAGAAGGAGCUUCUGCAACAAAAGGCCAAGCAAGGGGGACUGUCAAAGUCGUCGCCCAGGAUUCUCCCUCGCGAAGUGUGGGAGGUGGAAAAGCAGGAGGAGGUGGAGAAGGCUGAAGAGCCCAGUUGGUGGUCACGCAUCACGUCCUAUUUCACAUUUGGCCAAAGUCCUGAACAAUCAGCUGAAGCUGUUGUUGGCGAAGAGCAGGCCAAGAAGACGGAUGACAAGACCCCGGUUCCAACGAAUUCAACCAACCAGGGCCCGCCAUCGAAAUCGAAAUGA
Messenger RNA from Aspergillus melleus, 825 nucleotides. Its product is annotated as OPA3 family protein. The transcript has 2 exons. The record is from RefSeq and is a predicted model, not a curated record. Gene Ontology annotation, biological process: regulation of lipid metabolic process. Gene Ontology annotation, cellular component: mitochondrion. NCBI's taxonomy places the organism in Eukaryota, Fungi, Ascomycota, Eurotiomycetes, Eurotiales, Aspergillaceae. Bases 1 to 825 code for a protein of 274 amino acids.